AUGGGUCAAAAGAAGAUAGAGAUAGAAAGGAUUGUUGAUCCACAAAAGAGAAUGGUAACUUUUUCGAAAAGAAGAGAAGGUAUCAAGAGUAAAGCUACUGAACUAUGCAGGUUAUUUGCAGAUAUUAUUGUCUGCAUAAUCGUAUUCUCUCCUGGUGGAAAGGCUUACACCUUUACAAAUUCUCCAGUGGGUGUUUGUAAUAUGGUUCAACGGUUCCUUGAAGAACAGAGGAAAGGUAAGAAACAAGAAAGUGAGAAUGUUCAUAGAAGUAAGAAUUCUACACAAUGCAGAAACAAGGCUGGUGUUGGGAAUGGGAGUAUUGAUAGCUUUUGGUGGGACAAUAUAGACAAUGAAGAACUCGAUUCUGUGGAGAAGUUAAAGUCUGUGAAACAAUCUUUGGAAAAACUAAAACAAAAUUUGUGUGCAAGAAAAGAGGUACUUAUUGCAUCAUCUUCGUCAUCGUCGUCUUCAACUAUUGAAGACUUGAUCAUUGAUGAAGACUGUAUCAUUGAAGACAGAAUUGUGGAAGAUGCCGCAACAACUAUUACUGAAAAGCAUGAAGCUAGGGAGGCGUGUUGCAAAGAUCAGCCUAAUCUUGAUCUUAGUCUUAAUCUUGGGUGGUAG
Messenger RNA from Papaver somniferum (opium poppy), 624 nucleotides. RefSeq names its product agamous-like MADS-box protein AGL14. Gene Ontology annotation, biological process: positive regulation of transcription by RNA polymerase II. Gene Ontology annotation, molecular function: DNA-binding transcription factor activity, RNA polymerase II-specific; protein dimerization activity; RNA polymerase II cis-regulatory region sequence-specific DNA binding. The coding region runs from base 1 to 624 and encodes 207 amino acids. Lineage: Eukaryota; Viridiplantae; Streptophyta; Magnoliopsida; Ranunculales; Papaveraceae. The transcript has a single exon. The record is from RefSeq and is a predicted model, not a curated record.